Molecule: messenger RNA, 3141 nt
Organism: Anopheles cruzii
Lineage: Eukaryota; Metazoa; Arthropoda; Insecta; Diptera; Culicidae
Product: metabotropic glutamate receptor 2-like
Exons: 13
Coding region: 1-3078 (1025 amino acids)
Biological process (GO): G protein-coupled receptor signaling pathway
Cellular component (GO): membrane
Molecular function (GO): adenylate cyclase inhibiting G protein-coupled glutamate receptor activity
Source: RefSeq, a predicted model, not a curated record
AUGACCAACACGUUGUGCAUCGUUGGCACGCUUUUAAUUGUUUGUUUUAUCGAGGUGAUCGUGUCUCAUGAAGUAUACGAUCGUUUUGAGCACAGCCUGCACGGAGGCCACAGCGGACAAAAUCACCAACAGCACCAUCAGUACAACAGCAACAACCGCAACUGUCGGAUGAACGGCUAUUGUGGCCGACAGGUUAAGUUUUACGCCAAAAAACAUCACUCCCGAAGAAACGGUGUUGGUGGUCACCAUUUUCGAUCGCACACGAUUGGAAUCAAACAUAAGCGUCACUACGGAAGCCAACACCAAAGGAACGCUUCCGCCACAGUCGCCACGAACCAGCCAGUUUGGUCCAACGGGCCAAUCGACGUCCAGCAGCGGUACCCGCCGGAGCACCAGUAUGCCCAACUCAUGAUCGAUGAUGAGCAGCAUCACGGCGGUGUGGGGACAACGUCCGCCAUGAAGCAGCCGAAACAUGGCAUUGCGGUAUGGCCUGUGAAACGGGAAGCCAUCAUGGAAGGCGAUCUAAUACUCGGAGGACUGAUGAUGGUGCACUCACGCGAAGAUUCCGUCACGUGUGGACCUAUCAUGCCACAAGGUGGCAUUCAGGCGCUGGAAACGAUGCUCUAUACGCUGGACAAAAUUAACGAGCAGGGUUUGCUGCCGAACGUUACGAUCGGGGCACACAUUCUCGAUGACUGCGACAAGGACACUUACGGUCUGGAGAUGGCGGUCGACUUUAUCAAAGGUUCCAUUAGCAAUAUCGAUGACAUCAAUGAUUACGACAACUGUAGCAAAAGUCAUAAGAAGAAAAUUAUAUCCGGUGUGGUUGGCGCUGCAUCGUCCGUCACCUCUAUACAGGUAGCCAAUUUGCUGCGAUUAUUUAAAAUACCUCAGGUUUCCUUUUUCUCGACUAGUCCAGAGCUGAGCAACAAGCAAAGAUUCGAAUAUUUUUCCCGUACCAUACCUUCCGAUCACUAUCAAGUUAAGGCCAUAGUAGAUAUUGUUCAGAAGUUGGGCUGGAGCUAUAUUUCCAUUAUUUAUGAAGAGAGUAAUUACGGUAUUAAGGCAUUUGAAGAACUGGAUGAUCUUCUAGCUAAACAUAGUAUCUGCAUAGCAGUAAAAGAAAAACUCGUUAAAGAUUCAGGUGUUGCUGAUACGAUAGCCUACGAUAAUAUAGUACUGAAGCUGUUAACCAAACCACGUGCUAAAGGUGUUAUUAUCUUUGGGUCUGACCAAGAGGUCGCGGAAGUGAUGCGAGCAAUUCGUCGUCAAAAUGUUACAGGGGUUUUUUCAUGGAUAGGUUCGGAUGGCUGGAGCGCACGAAAUCUGGUAUCGGACGGUAAUGAGGCGGAGGUAGAGGGAACACUGUCCGUUCAACCACAGGCAAAUCCUGUGAUUGGAUUUGAAGAAUACUUUCUCAACCUUACCGCAGCCAACAAUAAGCGUAACCCAUGGUUCGUAGAAUUUUGGGAGCACAAUUUCCAGUGUAAAUACCCUCACUCUCCUUACACUCCGUACAAUAAAAAUUACAAGACCUUCUGCUCUACGACGGAAAGGAUUUCCAAAGGAAAUCUCGAUUUCGAGGAUCAGUUACAGUUCGUUAGCGACGCAGUCAUGGCAUUUGGCUACGCUUUCAAAAAUAUGCACAACGAGCUAUGCGGUGGUAAACCUGGACUUUGCGAUUCCAUGAAUCCAACCAAGGGGCUGGAGCUGUUGAAGUACUUGCGGAAGGCAGAUUUUAUCGGGCUCAGUGGAGAUCGGUUCAAUUUCGACGGAAACGGUGAUGGUCCUGCGCGGUACAAUAUUAUCCACUUCAAGCAAGUUGCUCCGGAACGGUACAAGUGGAUAAAAGUUGGCGAAUAUUACCAGGGUGAAUUGCGCUUAAAUAUGCAGGAUAUACAAUUUAGAACUAAGGAUACACUACCGCCGGAAUCAGUGUGCAGCAGGCCCUGCGAACGAGGACAGGCCAAGAAGUACGUGGAAGGCGAAGGCUGCUGUUGGCACUGCUUUAACUGUACGCAGUAUCAGAUUCGAAGUCCGAACGACGAAACGCACUGUGUUAAUUGCCCUAGAGGAACGUUACCGGAUAUCUACCACGAAGAGUGUCAACAAAUACCGGAAUCGUAUCUCCGGCCGGAAUCGAUCUACGCCAUUGGUGCCAUGACGUUCAGUUCCUUCGGAAUACUGAUAACAUUCUUUGUGAUUGGUGUUUUUUUUAAGCACAACGACACACCAAUCGUCAGAGCGUCGGGGCGAGAGCUGAGCUACGUGCUGCUCAGUGGCAUCCUACUCUGCUACGGAGUAACUUUUACGCUCGUGAUAAAGCCGAACGAUAUUGCCUGUGGAGUGCAAAGAUUUUGGUCAGGAUUUUCCUUCACGGUGGUCUAUGGGUCGCUACUUACGAAAACCAACCGUAUCGCACGCAUCUUUAAUGCAAGCACUAAGUCAGCGAAACGCCCUUCCUUUAUCAGUCCACACUCCCAGCUGGUUAUCUGCGGUAUACUGGUUUCUUUUCAGAUCCUCAUCAAUGCUGUGUGGAUGAUAGUAUCGCCCGCACAUGCGAUGCAUUACUAUCCAACCAGAGAGGACAACCUGCUGGUUUGCAAUUCCUACACAGACGCGUCGUACAUGAUAGCGUUCUUUUACCCAAUCUUUCUAAUCGUAAUUUGCACAGUAUACGCUGUACUGACGCGAAAAACUCCGGAAGCAUUCAACGAGUCCAAGUAUAUCGGUUUCACGAUGUACACAACUUGCGUUAUUUGGUUAGCAUUUAUUCCACUAUACUUCGGUACGUCGAACAACGUUCAGCUGAGAAUAUUUUCCAUGUCCGUUACUAUAAGUUUGUCAGCCACGGUAACGCUUGUGUGCUUGUUUUCGCCAAAGUUGUACAUUAUCUUGAUUCGUCCAGAACGAAACGUACGACAAAGUAUGAUGCCCAUUCGGUACAGCACAAUAAACAAAACGACCGGAUCGGCGCAAUCGUCGGUUAUGGCGGCGGUGAUAGUAACGGCGGCCACGUGUAACGAAAACGAGAAGAUCAAGAGUGUCUCGAACGAAAAUAUUCCAGCGUCCUACUGAUGCAAGCCUGUGGGGGCACCGAGACAGAAAGCAAAACGUAAGGCUUGCCUUACGUCUUGCUAA